AUGGAUGCCCUCGUCAGCCAGAUUCAGGAUCUGUUUGAAGGCCAAAUAGAUUUCAAGGGCCAACGAAUCGCCGAGAGCAUUUCUACCGUGUUGUUGACCAUCACUUCGGUCAUCGCACUCAUUAUUGGAUUCGUUCAACAAGAUAUCUAUUUGACUUUGUGGGUCGGACUACUAGGCACAUUGCUUGCCAUGCUUGUAGUGGUCCCAGCCUGGCCUUUCUAUAACCAGAAUCCCCAACCCUGGGUCGGCUCCAAUGCUGCAUUACUGUCUGGGGGAAUCGUGGUGGGAGGAGGGAAAGCACCA
Exophiala aquamarina CBS 119918 is the source of this 303-nucleotide messenger RNA. RefSeq lists its product as uncharacterized. The annotation marks the transcript as partial. Gene Ontology annotation, cellular component: signal peptidase complex; endoplasmic reticulum membrane. Lineage: Eukaryota; Fungi; Ascomycota; Eurotiomycetes; Chaetothyriales; Herpotrichiellaceae. The transcript is spliced from 3 exons. The record is from RefSeq and is a predicted model, not a curated record. Gene Ontology annotation, biological process: protein targeting to ER.